CCCACCCCUCGCCUCCUCCCCCGCACACACCGCACCACACCGCACGCAUCUCCCCUCCUCCCCCCCUCCGCGACACAGAUCCCCUCCCCUCUCCGCUCCCCGCUCCUCCUGCCUCCGAUCUCUAUAAAAGACCAGAAAUUUCGAAAUUUUCCGCGGACCUUUCCUGCCCGCGCGCCUCUUCCCGCCAAAUUCCGGCCUCGGAUCCGCUCUGAUUCGGCCCGGCCGGGCGGGGUCUGUCGCCAUGGCGGAGGCGACGCUGGAGGGGAGCGAGCCGGUGGAUCUGUCCAAGCACCCCUCCGGCAUCAUCCCCACGCUCCAGAAUAUCGUGUCAACUGUCAAUUUGGAUUGUAAGUUAGACCUCAAAGCAAUAGCUCUGCAAGCACGUAACGCAGAAUAUAAUCCAAAGCGUUUUGCUGCAGUUAUCAUGAGAAUAAGAGAACCAAAAACUACAGCACUGAUAUUCGCGUCGGGUAAAAUGGUAUGUACUGGAGCAAAGAGCGAACAACAAUCCAAGCUUGCAGCAAGAAAGUAUGCUCGUAUCAUUCAGAAACUUGGCUUUCCAGCUAAAUUCAAGGAUUUUAAGAUUCAGAAUAUCGUUGGCUCCUGUGAUGUUAAAUUUCCAAUUAGACUGGAGGGCCUUGCAUAUUCUCAUGGUGCUUUCUCAAGUUAUGAGCCGGAACUUUUUCCUGGUCUGAUCUAUCGAAUGAAGCAACCGAAGAUUGUUCUUCUGAUUUUUGUUUCAGGCAAGAUUGUCUUGACCGGGGCAAAGGUGAGAGAAGAGACAUACACUGCCUUUGAAAAUAUAUAUCCUGUACUCACAGAGUUCAGAAAAGUUCAGCAAUGAUUAACUCACCUGAUUCACAACUACAAGGUCCCGUGGGAUUUUGCCACCUUGAGAGCCGUGACUGCUAAUUUUAACUGUACAUAUAUAGUCUGGAGGAGCCCAUAGCAUGUUGCAAUUUGAUGCGAGCUUUGAUGUCGUGGAUGGAGGCUCGAGACGUCUUAUCCAUUUGGUCUCCUGAUGAUGAUGAUGAUAAUAGGUCUGCCUUGUGAUCGACCGAAGAGUUGGUCAUCACGGGUCUUAAUUCCGAGUAGAGUUUAUAUGUGACCUGCACAGAAGACAAUGUGCAACAAGGCAACUUGGGAGAUGAGCUCUGCGUGCGAGUCUUUUCUGAGUACUUACGGUGAACUGCACUGCACUGCACGGUGUAGUUUUCAUGCCGUAGGUACAAUGAUGAGAAGGCUGAUGUUGUUAGACGAUGUCAUAUUGGGCAAUCUGUAUUAUGUACUCCUACCUAUGUGUGUCCCUUUUCUUUUUAUUGCCGUUUGUACUCAUUGUGAUGUUCCAACUUGCAUGACAAUGAAUAGCGAAACUGCUGUAUGUUGGUCUA
This is a messenger RNA of Aegilops tauschii subsp. strangulata, 1391 nucleotides long. RefSeq names its product TATA-box-binding protein 2. The record is from RefSeq and is a predicted model, not a curated record. Gene Ontology annotation, molecular function: DNA binding. Gene Ontology annotation, biological process: DNA-templated transcription initiation. Lineage: Eukaryota; Viridiplantae; Streptophyta; Magnoliopsida; Poales; Poaceae.